AUGAAGGCGGAAGAGUCCCCUCCCCAGUCCUCUUCGGCCAAGAGGACAGCCUAUGAAAACAGAGCUCACAGAGCUAAACGGUCGAAGUGGAUCUUAGCAGAGGUGGUGUCUACCCUGAUCUACCUCUACUGCGAGAAGAUCUCAAGCUGGACGAGUACACCCGUGAUAUCCGCCCACCUUGCUGGCCAGUAUCCCUCUGGUCUUGGCCCUGGGCCUGGUGCGAUCGAGGUUAUACCUGCAAUCACGAAUAUUGAGCUGAAUGAGUGUGUACAUGCUUCUGAGGACUUCGAUGAACCCAAUACCUUGAAUCGUCUCAGAGCGAGAGUGCCUCGAGUUGAAAUUCCUACUAAGGAUCUCAAUGCCAGUCGUCAGUCGGGAGGAAUUUCCAUCACACUAGUCCGGGUUGACUUGUUUGGGCUUGAUGCCUUAAAGAAGGCUAUUAGCAGUCUGAGCAAACUUCAGUCGGUGGACCUACCCACUGGAUUGGAGAUCAUCAAAUCUAAUAACAGUGACCAUGUGCGAUAUAGUCGAGUCGCUUCUUGGGCUGUGUUCCAAAUGAAUCAAGUCGACCCGGGUACUAGUCCCCUGCUGCAACGCUUGAGGAAAAGGAAAAAGAAGUAG
Molecule: messenger RNA, 621 nt
Organism: Penicillium taxi
Lineage: Eukaryota; Fungi; Ascomycota; Eurotiomycetes; Eurotiales; Aspergillaceae
Exons: 3
Coding region: 1-621 (206 amino acids)
Source: RefSeq, a predicted model, not a curated record